Molecule: messenger RNA, 1842 nt
Organism: Camellia sinensis
Lineage: Eukaryota; Viridiplantae; Streptophyta; Magnoliopsida; Ericales; Theaceae
Source: RefSeq, a predicted model, not a curated record
GAAACAGAGAGAGAGAGAGAGAGAGAGAGAGAGAGAGACAGUGAAGUGUAGGUACCGUUGUUGAAGAAGAGAUUGAAGAUGCCGAAGAACGAAAUGAAAGCAAAAUCGACGAGGAAUCCACUGAGGGACGUCUCUAAUGGCUUAACUUUCUCGAAAUCUGUGAAGAAGAAAGCCCCUGUGAACGAAGAUCGAGUCGAAAACGACGCCAUCGAUCGCCUCCUUCUCGUCCAUUCCGAUCUCUCCUCUCUCAUUCACCAGAUUGAUGAACUUGUUGUGCAAGCAUUCAACGUUAAAGUACCAAGCAAAAAGGGGAGAAAGGAAAUUGAAUCUUUCACGCAAGUCUUGUCGGAAAUCUCAUCUUCUUUGAAGCCAUGGGCUCCUAGAUUCAAGAAAGCACUCUCCAGUGACUCUAUUGGUUCUGAGAAUCAGUUGGGACAGUCUUUGGUGAGUAGAACUGUUCCUCCUGUAAAUGAAGAUACAAGCAAUGUAAUUCAGAGUCCAGAACAAACCAAACUUGACUUUCUGGUCUCUCCUUCGCCACUAGUGUCUUGGCGUGCUGAAUGUACUACUGAGUGUGGUAGACAGCUAUUUCUGCUCACACCUCUGCCAAGACCAAAAGCAUUUUCAUCCAAACUUAAAGACUCAUCUAAAUCGGUAAUUGGAAAGAUAACAUCUAAUACUGUUGGUUUUUCUAUUUCUGGGGUUACAAAUGAUGAUCUGCUUGAAGAUGUAGCAAUAAAGCCAGCCCCAAGUAAAGUUUCCAAUUCUGUUGUGACUAAAAGGGAAAGCACUCUGGAACCUGGGUUUAAUUCUCCGCCGAAGUUCUCAGAAAUGGACCGCUCUGUGCUUGUUAUGACUCCACGCCUGAAAAUGUCACCACCCAAGUCUUGUGUACUGCUCGAACCUAUUUCUGAGAUAUCUUACAAAGAUAAUCAUGGGGUCCGAAAAUCAACCCCAUUUCCUGUUGGAAUUCCAGAUUUUAGUGAGUCAGAAGUGUCUGAAUCCUCCAGCAGUGAAGCUUCUGAGAAUUUGACUUUGAAAUAUCCAGAACUAUUUGGGAUACAGCCAUCUCAUAAACUGGGAAAUGGAAGGAAGGGAGGAGUAGAAGCAUCACCGGAUUGGUUUAUGUCACCUCCUAAAACUUGCGUUUUGAUGGAACCGCCUGAUGAGAAAUCAUUGACUAAUGCUACUAGCAAUUAUCAGUUGCCAAGGACUGCUUGUGUAGUGAAAGGAAAUGAUGUUCAAAGUGAUAAUUAUUUAACCGGGAAAUCUUGUAAUCAAGAACCUGGUGGCGUCUCAGCUCUAAUUGAAAGCACUCCCAUGUGGAAGGAGCCUGAAAGCACUUUUCGAACAGGGAAGCAUCCUGGAGAGAACACUUUAAAGAAGGAGUUGUGGACGAGGUUUGAAGCAGCAACUAGCAAUGGGAUACGAAGCAAAGUCUCUGUUAUUCAAGAGACUGCUCUCAAAGGAUUUCUUGACAGAUUGGAAGAGGUUUCUUGUGAUGAGACAACUCCAUUACCUGAGAGUUUGUGAUGAUAAACAUGAUGUUGUGGGCAAAAUUUUGAACUCUACGUGGUGUGUUGUUGGCUUGAGGGAGGCUUUGGAGAUUUUGUUGUACUUCAUCGACUAUGAAGGUUACAAUUUGCAACCGAUAAAGAAAAUGGAAAAAUAAGAGGAAUUAACUUUUGUGUGUCACUCUCUCUCUCUCUCUCUGUUUUGUAUAGAUAGGUGCAAGAAAGGCUGCAGAACUUCAACAGUGUUCCUAUGUUUCUUCUGAGGAUUAUAUGAACUUAUUUUUCAACAAAGUUUUUGGGCAUGAAACAAAUAUUAUAAACCUUUUCA